Prunus armeniaca (apricot) is the source of this 318-nucleotide messenger RNA. Lineage: Eukaryota; Viridiplantae; Streptophyta; Magnoliopsida; Rosales; Rosaceae. The record is from the annotation of a GenBank genome assembly.
AUGAAGAGAACCAAGAUCGCUGUCGUGGUUCACAAGUUGGCUGUGGCCCGAAUGUGGACAGACAUAGGCAUUCUCGGGUGUGAUGCUGCUGGGGUUUUGGGACUUCUUUUGGAGCAAAAGCUUGCAGUUGUUAUACGAAUGUUGGCGUAUGGUUCAUCUACUGAUCAGGUGGAUGAGAUUGCCUGGAUGGGGAAGUCCACUACGUUAGAGGCCUUGGUAAGAUUUUGUGAUGCAGUCAAAACUCUGUACACUAGGGAUUACCUACACAGACCUAUUCUCAGGGACCUCCAAUGGCUUCUACAAAAAGCCGAAGCUUGA